Cucurbitaria berberidis CBS 394.84 is the source of this 1280-nucleotide messenger RNA. RefSeq lists its product as uncharacterized. The coding region runs from base 10 to 825 and encodes 271 amino acids. The transcript has a single exon. The record is from RefSeq and is a predicted model, not a curated record. NCBI's taxonomy places the organism in Eukaryota, Fungi, Ascomycota, Dothideomycetes, Pleosporales, Cucurbitariaceae.
AGUGCCAGCAUGUCCUUCGCAGCAAGGCUAGACAGUGCCGUAACGCCGCAACUCGACAACUGGGUGCGAUCCUCGGAUAUCCACGCGCGCUUGGUACAUUUUGACCAAGCGGUUCUUGACGGCCUGGAGCCAAAUACCUCGAGUCCCGCGGUCGAUUACCCUCGCUCGGCGACGGUGAAGAGCGGAGGAUCGUCCAUGGCGCCCGCCCUCAUCCACCAGUCCAACGAAUCCACGCACCCGCCAUCGUUGUGCUACUAUACAAACACCGACGCGACGCCGACCGAGACGUCGAUAAGCACGGGACUUGCGAGCCACUUCUCUGGUGUGCCGCUGCUGGAAGACAACAACGGCGUCUUGGAACUGCCGCAGACGCAGAUCAGAACACCAGUCUACGAAUGCGCGUUCUGGUUCCUGUCCUGCGGCCACAUCUUCACCGACAAGGAGGAGUGGGAAACUCACUGCGAGAGUCACUUCCGCGGCGAAGAACCACCGCGAUCCGUACAAUGCCCGCUAUGCGAGUGGGAAGUACACUCCAACGAUGGCCGGGCAAGUUGGAAUGCGAGGAUGCAGCACCUGGCCUAUGAGCAUACCAUGGUGGGGCAUACGCUGAGGACGAGUCGCCCAGACUUCAUGCUGUUCCACCAUCUAUGGCAGAAGCGAUUGAUUGACGAUCAGGACCUGAAGGAACUGAAAGGUGGAAAUCACAACUUGACGCAACCCCCUGGGAAUUUCGUCGAAACUGGGGGGAGACGACAUCGAGACGGAAGACGGCAUAGGUCGCAACAUGUCUCAGCGGCUCGACCGUCUAGGCCACCGCAUGCUUGAGCCUGUGCGACGACAGCCUGUCGGACACGAUUGAUUGUUAACCAGUUGAACGCUCUGGCCCCGGCUAGCUGGCUGGCGAGGUCCCGGCCUGUCUUGCGUUUGGCUUGAUCGCUCUUCAAUCGUCCCCUCCUGCUCUUGUCGUUCACACUUCUUUCGGCCAAUCUCAACCUCGACUUUUAGUACGGUUUUAGCUGCCCUGGUAUACGUUAGGGUACGGUCGUGACAUACCUGGCGUUUGGAACAAAAACUAAUGGCGUUAUUAUCUCCUUGUGAGGGUUUUCUUAUUCUGACUCUGGGUCAAAUUGCUUAAUUGGGGUGGCACGUGGGAGGGGCUUCCACAGUCGCGAGCUCCACAGCCCAGUUGAAUUUUCGGAGGACACAUAAUGGCUGAUGGAUAAUACGAGGCAUGUCAAUAUUCCAAAUUGAUAAGUUUCCGGUGUGGCAAUCCCUCGCCU